Choloepus didactylus (southern two-toed sloth) is the source of this 1796-nucleotide messenger RNA. It is a transcript of the gene ATP6AP1, whose product is annotated as ATPase H+ transporting accessory protein 1. NCBI's taxonomy places the organism in Eukaryota, Metazoa, Chordata, Mammalia, Pilosa, Megalonychidae. Gene Ontology annotation, cellular component: proton-transporting V-type ATPase complex. The record is from RefSeq and is a predicted model, not a curated record. The coding region runs from base 1 to 1401 and encodes 466 amino acids. The transcript has 10 exons.
AUGAUGGCGGCGGUGGCAGCGGCGGCUCGGGGGCGGGCGGGGACGCGGCGGACCUUGGCGUUCUGGCGGAUGCCGUGGCUGCUGCUGGUGCUGGCGGCGACAGUGGCGGCGGCGGAGCAGCAGGUGCCGCUGGUGCUGUGGUCGAGUGACCGGGGCUUGUGGGUUCCUGCGGCCGACACUCACGAGGGCCACAUCACCAGCGACAUGCAGCUCUCUACCUACUUAGACUCCGCCCUGGAGCUGGGCCCCCGGAACGUGCUGCUGUUCAUGCAGGACAAGCUGAGCAUUGAGGAUUUCACAGCCUACGGUGGCGUGUUUGGGAACAAGCAGGACAGCGCCUUUUCUAACCUGGAGAAUGCCCUAAACCUGGCCGCCUCCUCACUGGUGCUUCCCGCGGUCGACUGGUAUGCAGUCAGCACCCUAACCACUUACCUGCAGGAGAAACUUGGGGCCACCCCCCUGCACGUGGACCUGGCCGCUCUGCGGGAGCUGAAACUCAGUGCCAGCCUGCCCUCCCUGCUGCUCAUCCGACUGCCCUACACAGCCAGCUCUGGCCUGAUGGCUCCAAAGGAAGUCCUCACAGGCAAUGAUGAGGUCAUCGGGCACAUGCUGAGCACUCUCCAGUUGGAAGACAUCCCGUACACGGCAGCCCUCACAGCCGUCCGCCCUUCCUGGGUGACCCGGGACAUGGCCAUGGUCUCAGGAGGCCUUGGUCACCAGCUCCUACAAAGGCUGGUGCUGCCAGAGGUGCCCCAUCGCCCCGUGAGCUAUGACGACACGGCCCCCCGGAUCCUGUUCUGGGCCCAGAACUUCUCUGUGAAGUACGGGGGCCGGACGGAGGACCUGACCUCUGUCACCUUUGGCCAGGAUCUCAACCUGACUGGCUCAUUCUGGAACGAUACCUCUGCUGGGCUCGCACUGACCUACGAGCAGCUCUUUGGUACCAUGGUGACCUUCAGGUUCAUCCUGGCUAACCGCUUCUACCCGGUGUCGGCCCGGCACUGGUUUACACUGGAGCACCUCGAAAUCCAUAGCAACGGCUCCAUCAUCUACUUCAGCGCCUCGCAGGUCACUGGGCCCAGCAACUACUCCUUCCACUGCCAGUACAUCAGCAGCCUCCCCGAGAAAGGCAAUCUCCUGGUGCCCCGCACUCAGCCCUCCCUCUGGGACCUGACUUUCCAGGACUUCCAGAUCCAGGCCUUCAAUGUGACAGGCGAGCAGUUCUCCUAUGCCAGCGACUGUGCUGGCUUCUUCUCCCCGGGCAUCUGGAUGGGCCUGCUCACCUCCCUGGCCAUGCUCCUCAUAUUCACCUACGGCUUGCACAUGCUGCUCAGCCUCAAGACCAUGGACCGCUUCGACAACCACAAGGGCCCCUCCAUCUCCCUCACCCAGGUCAUCUGACCCCCGCAUGGAGCCCCAGCACCCUGCCACCCAUCCUGCCCCCUCUCCUCUGCGGCCCCCUGAGGGGCUUCCCUGGGACGGCCCCCUCCCUGCCCUGACCUCUUCCUGACAAGGUGUCCAUAUUCUGCAUAGAUAGAUGUUAGACAAAUCUCUGGCUUCCAUCAUUGCAAAGAGGAGGGGACAAGAGUUCUAGGGACCCCUUCCUCUCCACCCACCUUUUCUCCUUAUUUAUUCCCGUCUGGCCGACAUCGCCUUUUGGCUGUUCAUAGUGCUUUUGUGUCGCAGACGCUCCCUCCCCCGGCUGCCUAGGGUUCCCUAAAUGUGGGGGCCACGGCGGCCGUGCUCUUUCACUAUUCUUUCUGCUUGGCUGUCCUAUUCGGUCAGGUUCUUUGGUA